Molecule: messenger RNA, 1413 nt
Organism: Capsella rubella
Lineage: Eukaryota; Viridiplantae; Streptophyta; Magnoliopsida; Brassicales; Brassicaceae
Exons: 6
Coding region: 68-1195 (375 amino acids)
Source: RefSeq, a predicted model, not a curated record
UUAUUUUGUUUUUCACUCUGGCGUAAUAGUUACGUAGUCAUCAUCGAGUGUUUAUCGGAGAAGAAGUAUGACGACGAUGAUGCAGUAUGUAAUUCCAGAACCAAAAACUAAAGAGAUUGUGUUCGAGAAGACGUUACAAACUGAUAGUGCAGUUACGCUGGUUGAAUUUAAAGAGUUGACUGGUAGGCGUAAAGUAAUCGAAGAAUCCGUAAACAAAACCAGCAAACUCAGUGCUACAGCUGCAAGAUUUACGACCGGAGGACUCACUUCUCCUUCCGACCAGGAUCUCUAUAGACUUGGGAAAUACCUUCCGUUACUCUUAAACUUGGUGCAUUACUUCGAUAAGCUUAAACGUGUACCGAAUCUUAAGAUAAGAUGGAGUAGUGGAUUGGUCUCUCAGACCUUGAUUCAGCGUACAUGUCCUAAGUUCUUCCAAGUCGAUAACAUAAUGUUUGAGGUUGCUAUGGUUACUUUCGUUAACGGGAUUAAGCUCCGUGAGAGAGCAAUGGAACUAGCAUCCACAGAUUGUAAGAAAUCGGUAACAAUCUACCGAGAAGCAUCUGGAGUUUUUCAUCAUCUGUCUAAGGAGCUUCUUCCUUCUUUACAAAACGUGGUUCCUCUAGGGAAGCUUCCGGAACUAACACCUCCGCUUUGCUCUUCUUUGAGUCUCCUCUGUUUAGCUGAAGGUCAGGCUGUAACUACAAAGAACGCUGAAGAAAGCGGCACAAGCACAAGCCUAUUGUCAAAACUGCAUUACGGAAUAUGUCAGUUGAUUUCUGAAGCCUAUGCUAUUUUGUCAUCUAGAGCUAAAGGAGAAUAUAAAGACCUAUCGACCCGCUUUCUCGAAUAUGUAUCAACUCUGGGAGCUUUACACGAGCUAAAGAGCCAAAAACACUUGGCGAAAUUGCUGGAAUCCGAAGAUCGAGUAGGCGAAGCGAUUGGAGUUCUCCGGCGUGCCUUAGCAGCCGCGAAGAAGAGUACGCCCUCGAAAGACGACACAUGGAUAUCGAUAUUCAAGACAGAGAGAGAUGAAGCAGCUAAAACCAUGUCUAAGUAUGAGAAGUUAAACGAUUCCAUGAUGUUACAGAAGAUUCCAGUGAAUAAUGAGAUACCUUUUCCAGAAGGUAAAAAGAUUGUUGAACUCAUCUCUUACACUCCCACUAGAUUGGAACGAGAACUUCGAUUCAAGUUGUAGAAGCAGAUUCAACUACUGUACGAUAACUUCUUUUUUUUUUUUUUUUGCUUCUUUUUAAGUUUGGAGAAUAGAUUAAGGUGUGUGAUAUGUGAGUGUGACACAAUCCUUUGCCAUCAUUUAAAAAGUUAUCUAAUUGUGCAGUAAUUACUCUGUUUUACAAAAUCUGGUUUUAUAGCUUGUACUUAAUGCAUAACAUUAUGAAACCAUAUACGGUUUUA